Molecule: messenger RNA, 2727 nt
Organism: Closterium sp. Naga37s-1
Lineage: Eukaryota; Viridiplantae; Streptophyta; Zygnematophyceae; Desmidiales; Closteriaceae
Source: the annotation of a GenBank genome assembly
AUGCUGGGGGUGAACGUGGAUAUGGCAAGUGGGGGGGGGAUUGGCGGAGCGGGGAGCAUGGGGAGGCUGGGGGGCGGAGGGGGCCCGGACGGCGCUGGCGCUAGCCCUGGGGGGCUGGGGGAGAAAAUGGGGGAAGAUGGCGGCGGGUGGAAGAGCGGGGGCGGGGGCCGGGGGGGAGUCGGAGGAGUUGGGGGUUUCGGUGCAGGGGGAACAGAAGGGUGGGGAGCAGGAGGAGGGGGAGGGCAAGCAGCGGAUUCGGCGCCAAAUGUCCCGCCGUCCGCUGCCGUUGCUGCAGCGGGCGGCAUGGGAGGUCAGGGGAUGGAGUUAGCCGGCGGCGCGGCGGGAUCAGGACUGGCGGGGCUUUCCGCGCUGUCCGGAUUAUCCGCGUUACAGCAGGGCGGAUUAGACGUUAAGGUGAUCAUGGAGCUACUCCAGAGGGAUCGCGGAGGGGGAGAUAUGGGCGGAGGGGGGCCCGGGGGAGGCGGGGGAGAGGCGGAAGGACUGGGACAGAUGGGCGGCGGCUUAGGAUCAAUGGAUCCGAUAGCGCAGUUGGCGGCGCUCUCGGGGGAAACGGGGGAGGGAGGCGCAGGGGGAAUGGCAGCUGUGCUUGCGGCGGCGGCAGCAGCUGGAGGGUCAGCAGCAGCAGCAGCAGCUGCGGCCGGGGCACCCGGUCUCUUCACAUCUGGCUCUACCAGACGACUCCCAGGUGCCAGCAACCUGGGGGGGUAUACGAGAGGAGCUCCGAGGCAUGUACUCGGGGGCGGGGCGGCCGCCGCAGCCGCCGCAGCAGCCGCCGCGGCAGCAGGAGGCGGGGGAGGGGGAGCAGGAGGGUCGCACCACCGGCGCGCGCUUUCCCUGGGAUCCGCGGCGUUGCAGUUUGAUGGGAUUAGCAGCGGCAACAGCAGCCGCAGCAACAGCCCGCUCUCUGGACUUCGCAUGGCGUCCCAACACGGGCAGCACGGGCAGCAGCAUUACACGUCCGCCUCCCCCGGUUCGUACCUCAUUCCCCGCGCCGGUGCUAGCGUGUCCGGUGGCAGUGCCAGCAUGGGAGGAGGUGGCGGAAUGGCGGGUGGCGGAAUGGCAGGCGGAGGCGCAGGGGGGUUCCCUGGCGGGGGGGAAGGGGCUAAUGGGAUGGGGGGAGGCGGAAGCGGGCUGUCUUCCCCUGUGCGCCUUUCUUCACCGGAUACUGAACGUAUGAGCGCUGCUGUGGCGGCUUCCGCCAGUGGCAUGGGGAUGGGCGCAAGCAGGAUUGUUUCCGGGGGCGUUGGGGGGAAGGGAGGCGCUGCAGGGGGAGGAGCGGGGGCGAUGGCGCGCGGGGGGAAUGCGCGGGGGAAGUUGGGGAGGCGGGGGUCGGGGUUGAGUGGGGGGAGCGGGGCAGGGGGAACGGGAGGCGGAGGCGGAGGCGGAGGCGCUGGGGCGAGCUGGGCUUACGCAGGGGAGGAGGUGGGGGAAGGCGGGGAGGGAGGAGGAGGAGCAGGAGGAGGAGGAGGAGGAGGAGGAGGAGGAGGAGGAGGAGGAGGAGGAGGAGGAGGAGGAGGAGGAGGAGGAGGAGGAGGAGGCGGAGGCGGAGGGGGGAUGAUGGGGCUACAAGAUGAAGACUACUCAGAUAACGAAGACAUGGGGAACGCAUAUGGGGACAUGGAAACGGGCAUGCUCACACCGCCAGAGCUUCUAGGGGUAGACGGAGCAGACGCCAUGCUAGAGGAAGCCCGUAUGCUGAACCCCCACAGGCAGCGCCACUCCACGAAGCCCCGGAGCGUGGCCGAGAGGAAACGCCGUGAGAAGAUCUCGGUAAGGCUGCAGCAGCUGAAGGAUGCGAUGCCGAAGGCGGAAGGGAGGUUGGACACGGCGUCUAUGAUUGAAGACGCGGUGGCGUAUAUUCACUCGCUGAGGCAGCGGUGCCGGGCGCUGGAGAAGCAUAAUGUGCAGCUGGUGGCGAAGGACGCGAUGCCGAAGGCUGAAGGGAGGUUGGACACGGCGUCGAUGAUUGAAGACGCGGUGGCGUAUAUUCACUCGCUGAGGCAGCGGUGCCGGGCGCUGGAGAAGCAUAAUGUGCAGCUGGUGGCGAAGGUGGAGCAGCUGCAGGAGCGGCUUGGGGAUAGAAGGGGAAAGGGGGGAGGAGAGGCGGAGCGGGAGGGGGAGCAGGAGGGGGCGGGGGAGGGGGAGGAGGAGCAGGAGGGGGGGUUGCGGGCAGUAGUAGUGGUGGUGGUGGUGGUGGUGGUGGUGGUGGUGGUGGUGGUGGUGGUGGUGGUGGUGGUGGUGGUGGUGGUGGUGGUGGUGGUGGUGGUGGUGGUGGUGGUGGUGGUGGUGGUGGUGGUGGUGGUGGUGGUGGUGGUGGUGGUGGUGGUGGUGGUGGUGGUGGUGGUGGUGGUGGUGGUGGUGGUGGUGGUGGUGGUGGUGGUGGUGGUGGUGGUGGAGGAGGAGGGGUGGAUGGAGGGAGUGAGGAGUGAAGGGGCGGGGAGGGGAGGGAGAGAAGCACCAGGUUGGGACGGAGAGGGAAAGGAUAGGGAUGAGGGCGCACUGCGGGUAAAGGGAAGUGUCAGUAACGGACAGGUGGGCUGGGCUGCAGCUUCAGCGGCCUUACUCUCAUCAACUCGUGCUGUUUUAGGGAGAGGAGGGCGCACUGCGGUUGACGGGGGGGGUCUGGAGAAGAGAAGCGAGGUUAGCGGGGGGAAGGUGGGGGGGGGAUGGGGGGAGGGAAAGUGGGUGAGGGGAGAGGAGGGAUAG